Messenger RNA from Aspergillus clavatus NRRL 1, 2097 nucleotides. RefSeq names its product long-chain fatty acid-CoA ligase FAA1 (gene faa4). Gene Ontology annotation, molecular function: long-chain fatty acid-CoA ligase activity. Gene Ontology annotation, biological process: long-chain fatty-acyl-CoA metabolic process; long-chain fatty acid metabolic process. The record is from RefSeq and is a predicted model, not a curated record. Gene Ontology annotation, cellular component: plasma membrane; endoplasmic reticulum; lipid droplet. NCBI's taxonomy places the organism in Eukaryota, Fungi, Ascomycota, Eurotiomycetes, Eurotiales, Aspergillaceae. Bases 1 to 2097 code for a protein of 698 amino acids. The transcript has 5 exons.
AUGUCGAAGAAAGACAUUCAGCUCCAUCCUCGGAUGUCCAAGAAGCCUCCCUUUUCCGUGGAGGCCCCCAACUACGAGCCUGUUGAGGGCGAGAGCAUUCCCCGACGUCUGCCCGUGGCCAAAGAUGGUCUCCUCCUGCGGCCCGCGGAGGAUGUCGCGACAACCUAUGACAUCCUCAGACGGGGCGCGCGCAUGUUCGGCAACGCGAAAGCAGUCGGUACCCGUCGCCUGAUCAAGACCCACGUGGAGAACAAGAAGAUCAAGAGGAUCGUCGACGGUGUGGAGCAGGAGGUCGAUAAGCAGUGGACGUACUUCGAGAUGAGCGGCUAUACCUACUUGAGCUUUAUCGAAUAUGAGCGUCUUGCGCUGCAGCUGGGUUGCGGUCUGAACAAGCUGGGGUUGGAUAAGAGCAACAAGAUUCAUCUUUACGGCGCGACGAGUGCACAUUGGCUGGCAAUGUCACACGGUGCCGCCUCUCGGUCGAUGACGAUCGUCACCGCAUAUGAUACCCUGGGAGAAGAGGGACUGAAGCAUUCGCUGGUCCAAACUUCCAGCAGCGCCAUCUUCCUUGACCCGGGCCUGAUCCCCUCCCUCACGCAUGUCCUUGCUGACGUGAAGUCUAUUAAGCACGUUAUCUACAACACCGAUCAGGAGGUGAAGCAGGAGGAUUUGGACAAGCUCAAGGCCGAUUUCGACUAUUUGAACAUCAUCAGUAUUGAGGAGCUGCGCAAGCUCGGAGAAGAGCACCCUGUGGACCCUGUUCCGCCAUCCCCGGAAGACCUUUGUUGUAUCAUGUACACCUCCGGUUCUACAGGUCCACCAAAGGGUGUUCCCCUGACCCAGGCGAAUGUUAUUGCCGCCACUGCCGGUGUUCAAGCGAUCGUUGGACCCUACAUCGGCCCCUCGGAUGCCUUGCUUACCUAUCUCCCUCAAGCCCACAUCUUGGAGUUCAUGUUCGAGAACAUUUGCCUGUUCUGGGGUGGCACCAUGGGUUAUGGCAACCCCCGUACCCUGUCCGACGCUUCGAUGCGGAACUGCAAGGGCGAUAUUCGCGAAUUCAAGCCUACCAUCCUUGUUGGUGUACCGGCUGUCUGGGAAUCGGUAAAGAAGGGCGUGCUGAACAAUUUGAACAAAGCCAACUUCCUCGCCAGGGGCAUGUUCUGGGGAGCUAUGUCCGCAAAGAGCUUUUUGAUGACGAAUGGCUUCCCUGGAUCCGAAAUGGGUGCUUCGAUCCUGGAUGCCAUUGUCUUCCGCAAGCUGAAGGAGGCUACCGGCGGCCGGCUGCGAAUCAUGAUGAAUGGCGGUGGUCCGAUCUCCAAGGACACCCAGAAAUUUUUGUCGAUGGCCAUUUGCCCUAUGAUUAGUGGCUAUGGCUUGACUGAAACCUCCGCCAUGGGUGCUCUCAACGAUCCCAUGGCCUGGAACCCAGAAGCUCUGGGUGAUAUUCCUGGAUCGAUUGAAAUCAAGCUCGUCGAUUUCCCCGAGGCUGGGUACUUCACCAAGAGCAACCCCCCGCAGGGUGAGAUUUUCAUCCGGGGUGGUAGCGUUGCCACCUCCUACUGGGAUAACGAGGAAGAGACCAAGGCUGCGUUCACCGAGGAUGGCUGGUUCAUGACCGGCGACAUCGGUGAGUUCGACAAGUACGGCCACCUGAAGAUCAUCGACCGCAAGAAGAACCUAGUGAAGACUCUCAACGGUGAAUAUAUUGCUUUGGAGAAGCUCGAAUCGGUAUACCGCUCGUCGCCCGUGGUUGGCAACAUCUGCGUCUAUGCGGCGGAAGAUCAAGACAAGCCCGUCGCCAUUAUCGUGCCGGUGGAAGCCGCUCUGAAGAAGAUCGCGAAAGAGAAUGGUAUUGAAGGCGAUACUAUCGAAGCGCUUGUUCACAACGAAAAGCUGAAGUCGAUCGUCCUCAAGCAGCUCCAGAGCGCUGGCAAAGCUGGUGGUCUCAAGGGUAUCGAGAUCAUCGGUGGCGUUGUGUUGUCUGACGAGGAAUGGACGCCUCAAAAUGGUUAUAUGACUGCGGCUCAGAAGUUGCAGCGCAAGAAGAUUGUCACCCACUUCCGGGCCGACAUUGACCGUGCGUACGGCAAGAAGUAG